GGUGGACGAGAACCCGGGUCCGGCGGCCUCCAAGAGCCUGGCCUGAAGGGAGCCAGCCUUCGAAAUCGCCCUGGGCACCACCCCGUGUUAGGUCCGGCCAGAUAUAAUGAAGGCUUAUCUAAAAAGUUGCGACGGCCUGUUGGCCCUGCGGCCAAAGAUAACCACUAUAGGAAGGCACGAAGAUUCAGACAUUGUUCUCAAGUCUGCAGGUGUUGAAGACCACCAUGCUGUCAUUGAAUUCAGCCCUGCCGAGAAUGGCUUCAUUCUCCGGGAUUUCAACUCCGCCCAUGGGACCUUUGUCAAUGAUUGCCACGUCCAGAAUGCAGCCGUGAAAGUGAGCCCUGGAGACAUUUUGCGAUUUGGCUUCAGUGGAACGGCCUUUGAGUUGGUGCUUGAACACGCCUCUCAGGUGUCCUGCCCCCCGAUGAGUCGCCGCACGGCCUGGCCGGGGCCGCUCCAGCUGGCGCCGGAGACAAAGCCUCCUCCAGCCAUGGCGGCAGCUCCUCAGUUUCCAUUCCUUCCAUGUCCGCAGUCCCCACCCGCCGUCCGCAGUUGGGCUUAUGGAGUCAGCAGGACUUCACCACAUCCGCCGCGCAGAAAGAAGCCCAUAAAUGCUUGGGGCAGGCCCGUCUCUUCCCCUGCUUUCUCUCCUGAUCUAUUUGGCAGGACUCCGGCGGUUAUGGCGGGCAAUGGAGCGACUACAGGUCCUCUGACCUACGUUCCCCAGGAAGAUACACUUCUCAAGGAGAGGGAUGAAAUGAUUUUGAAAAUGGGGAAUGAAAUCAGUCGCCUCUCCGGCUUGGAGAGUGAGUGCAAUCGCAAAGAUGCAGUGAUUGCCGAUCUUCAGAAGGAGGUUGCAUCGCUGACGGAGAAGCUGGCAGCCACCUUUUCCCCCACAGAGUCAGAGUUUCGUCAGAGGUUGGUGGGUCUCGACCAGGACGUUGCUGCCAAGACAGAAGAGGUUAAAGCCUUGAAAGAGGAGAUCAGCAACUUGCAGAAAAAUACGAGUGAAGUGUUAUACCAUUCCCUUUCUGAACGAGAUUUACAAAUUGCACACUGGAAACAAGAAACUAAGACUCUGAAGAAGAAUUAUUCUCUUACGAUAGGGCUUGUAACCAGUUUGCAAAAAGAAGCGACGGUGAAGGAGCAAAAAAUACAGCAGCUGAAAAUGGAUGCCGAGACGUUCAGGAGGGAAAACCGAGAGAAGGACAACCGGCUUGCCCAGGUUUCUGCCCAGUGUUCUAAAAUUAAAGAGGAAACGAAGCGGGAACUCAGAGACAGAGAAGUAAACCCAUUGAAGAAUCAUAUUGCCAGCCUGGAGCUACAAGUGAAGAGAUCUGAAGAAGAAAUAAAGACCUUCCGGGCAGAACAGGAAAUCUUAUCUAAUAAGCUUGUUGAAAAAACACAGGCUGAAGGUGACCUGAAGGAAGAAUGUGAGAGGAGGUCUCAGCAGCUGCAGGAAAUGGGACGCCGGGAGCGACUCAUCAAGGCAGACAUGGAGCUGGCAGCAACUCAGGCACAGCGCUUCAGAGACCAAGUGACUGAAAUCCUCUUUUUUCCACUCCCCGAGAGGUCGGUCACAGAUCAGGAGAUUAUGGAGAAGCUAAAACAAAUGCAGCAGAACGAGGAGGAGUCCUAUCAGAAAGAGAUGGUGCUGAAAGAGGAAAUAUGUGCCAAAGAGUCUAAAAUACAGGAAAUCUCUGAAAACAUGGAGCUGUUGAAAAAAUCACUGUAUGGAUUUCAGGAAUUCCUAAAAACAUCCUAUUGUGGCAACAGCUUGAGGAAGGAGAUCUCCACUCUUCAGAACCUCCGCCUGACUCCUCCUGCCUCAGAGGUCCAAUCGCUGGCAGCUGAAGUCCUCUGUCAUUUGCUAAGCUGGGUGGAUGCUGUGGAAGGUCUCGUGCAUGACGUGGGCCUUGAUGUCUCCAGCCCUGCUGAGAAAGGCGUGGCCUCCUACGUGAAGAAGCUGUGGGACCAGCACUGUAACACCACAAGCCAGCUUCAGGCAUUGCAGGACCAGAAAAGGACAAUUGAGGAGUCUCAGCAUUUGCUCCUGCAGGAAAAGCUGAAAGAACUGAAAGAACAACUUGAGGAAGAUUUCCAGGACAAAGAGAAGGAACUUCUGGAAGCUGAGGAGGAACACAGAAAGAUUUUGGAGGGGACGGCUGCCAUGCAGGAAGCAAAAUUGAAGGAAGCCAUUGAUGAGGAAAAGAGAAAAGUCAUGGACUUGGAAACACAAAUGAAACAGUUGGCUCAGAAUGCCAAGAUAAGAGAGCAUCUGGAGAGCCUGGCAGCCACUGAGAGGAGAAAGACUUUGGCAGAGGAACAAUCCGCGGUCUGGGAGAAACGUCUGGAGAAAGUUGAGAAGGAAGCAGAGAUCCAGAAGCGGAGAAACGAGGAGGAGAUUUCAGAAUAUAAGGAACAGGUCAAGCAGCACUCAAGGACCAUUGUGGAUUUGGAAAGCAAGCUUGUGGACUCUGUACAGCACGUGAAGAAGGUGAAGGAUGAAAACCUGACCCUUCAGAAGCAAGUAGAAGAAAUGCAGAGGGAGUCUUGCAGGUCCUUGCCAGUGGGUUCACAAGUGGCUUCUUGCACAGAAGGCUCCCACCUUUUCUUAAAGGAAGACUUGGAUGCUGCAAAAGAGAAAAUCCAGUCUGAUGAGGCUGUGAUUGCAGAAUUAAAGACAGAACUCUCGGGAGCAAGAGCCAGGGUGUCCGACAUUAUCGGAGAACUCGGUGAGAAACAGAAAGUCGAGCUGGAGCAGAAGCAAUGGCUUCUCCAUAGCCAAGCGCAUGAGCUCAGCCGGCUCCGAGAGAACCUGUUGGAGAUGGCUCAGCUUGUGGAACAGAAGGAUGCAGACCUCAAAAUAGCAAGGGAAGCAUUAAGGAACAGCAGAGAUAAGCUGCAAGAGAUGGUGGCAGCAACCAGAGGAAAGGCAGAGGAGCCCGAGAAAGCCCACCAGCACAAGGGCGUACAGACAACAGCCCCCUUGGUGGAUGAAGCCGCUGGGACCAGACAGGGACCAGCCGCUGACCUGGCCGAUCUAGGAGCGAGAUGCAGAGGCUGCAGACAUGAGGAAACAAUCCAUCGCCAAAAAGAUGCCGUGGCUGAACUGCGGCAAAGGAUCAAACUGUUAGAAAAGGGUGGACCCUCGGAUUCCAAAGGCAGAGCUGCAGAACCACUUAUAGUUCUCAGAAAAGGCCUGGCGGAGAAAAAGAGUCAAAAACCGGAGGAAGAACAAGUCACGUCCCCAGCGGCAGGUGCCAAGACGCUUCAGUGUGGCCUGUCCAGCACGGAUCCCAACCUGAUGAUAGAAAGGACUGGGAGGCUGGGAAUGGCUGACGCUCUCGACCUCAGUGAGAACUUGUACCUCCGCUUUAUCCAGGAUCUUGCCAGCCUCGUGAACGUGAAGGAGCUGGGGGGUCUGCAGACGGUCAGGCACCUCCCGCAGGACGAGAGGGAAAAGGUCGGGGCGCUGCGUCAGAAGGACGCUGAGCUGCUUUUCGACAAGGUCAACCAGCUGAAGCAUCGCCUCGAAAGGAAGGAGUCCCUCUUGAAAGAGUACGAGAGAGACAUGGGGAAGUUCAGGACCAGCAAGCAGACCCUGCAGGCUUGCCAGUCGGAGAUUGCCAAAUUAGCUGAGAAGAUCUACCGGGAAUCUGAAGAGAAGGCUCUCCUGAAGGAGGCUCUGGAGAGGACGAAACUGCAGCUGAUCCAGGAGAAGAGGCUGAAUCGGUCUCUGAAACACCGCCAGAGUACAGAAAAGAAGAGCGAGGUGUUGUCAUGCUACCCCUGUACCCUGAAAGCCAGAGACAGGAAGACGGCCACCCCUGAACAACCGCCGCUGCCUGAGAGCCCGGCCACCGCCGUUGGGAGAGGGGCGGAAGCCCCCAGGAAGGUCGCCCUCCGCAGUGCCUCCACCUAGACCGGCCCCUUUGCCAUCAACCGGUGGGUGAGGAGCAACCCCGCCAGCUGUCUGUCGUAGAAAUGCUACAACUUUUUAUAAAACAUCAUUUUAUAAUUUGCAUGUAUCUACACAUUUGUACAGGUGAUGGCCUUACCUGGUCCUUUGUAUCUUCAUGAUCGGACUCGUGGUCAGACUUGGAUUGAAGGCUUGAGUUAAAAUUGUAUAUAAAUUUUCAA
Pogona vitticeps (central bearded dragon) is the source of this 4143-nucleotide messenger RNA. NCBI's taxonomy places the organism in Eukaryota, Metazoa, Chordata, Lepidosauria, Squamata, Agamidae. The record is from RefSeq and is a predicted model, not a curated record.